Messenger RNA from Cyphellophora europaea CBS 101466, 2973 nucleotides. RefSeq lists its product as uncharacterized. Gene Ontology annotation, cellular component: fungal-type vacuole membrane; cytoplasm. The record is from RefSeq and is a predicted model, not a curated record. The coding region runs from base 1 to 2973 and encodes 990 amino acids. NCBI's taxonomy places the organism in Eukaryota, Fungi, Ascomycota, Eurotiomycetes, Chaetothyriales, Cyphellophoraceae. Gene Ontology annotation, biological process: endosomal vesicle fusion; autophagy; intracellular protein transport. The transcript has a single exon.
AUGCUGUCCGCGUUCAAGGCUCAGCCGAUCGUUGAGCUCAAGCAACGCGACAAGUCGAAAAUCGAAUCCAUCCUAGCUCACAGCGACCAGCUCCUGGUCGGUCUCAAUACUGGUUCCCUCCGCAUCUACCGUGUCAACGCGUCGCCCACCCCCAUCGAAGGCGAGACACAAUCCGACGAUGGCGACUCACAGCGUGUACCCUCCGAGUUGCUGAGGGAAUAUGAGAAGUUUGCUAAAUACAAGAUUGAGCAACUGGCCAUCUUUCGUGAAGCCAACGUCCUCAUCUCGCUGAGCAAUGGCCUGGUAUCUCUGCAUGAACUGGGAAGCUAUGAGCUGCAGGAGCAAUUGAUACGGACCAAAGGUGCGACCACGUUUGCGGUUACGAGCAACAUUGUCAAGGAUCCUCAGACCAGCGUACCGACCCUGGUCAGCAGACUCGCCGUGGCCGUGAAGAGGCGGAUCCUGUUAUGGGAAUGGCACGAAGGAGAGUUGACUGGCGAUGCCGCCGAGAUUGCUUUGCCGAGUACCGUCAAGUCCCUAACGUGGGCAACGGGCACCAAGGUCAUUGCUGGCCUCAGCACGCAUUACGAAUUGGUUGACGUUGAAACACAGGAGAGCAAGACCAUUAUCGGACCAGGGAGCAUCGGAGGCACGCCAGGUCAGGAUACCUCGCGGCUCGGGGGUACCAUGAGCUACAUUGGUAUGGGGUCGAUGGUGCCUGACCCGCUUGCCACUGGCCUGGGGGAGAAAGAGAUGCUGCUCGCGAAGGACAUAAACACCCACUUUGUUGAUCGAGACGGCGAGCCGCUUGGGCGACGGCAGAUUACAUGGAAAUCCGCACCUCAAGCUAUUGGCUACUCGUAUCCUUAUCUACUCGCGCUGCAAGAUGGUACCAAGGGAGUGCUUGAAGUCAGAAACCCGGAAACAUUAACGCUACUGCAAUCCAUCGAGCUGCUAGGUGCCAUUCGCCUUCAGGUACCGAAUCCCAACAUCAGCCUGGCACACCAAGGCAAAGGCUUUCUUGUGGCCAGCGAGCGUGCUAUUUGGAGAAUGCAGGGGUUAGGGUACGACGCUCAGAUCGAUGCGCUGGUGAAGAGUGGUACCUUGGAUGAAGCCAUCAGUCUGCUUGGCAUGAUUGAAGAAACCCUGAUUGAGGACAAAGCAGGCCGGAUGCGGGAAAUCAAGAUGCAGAAGGCGCAAAGGUUCUUCGACGAAAAGAAGUUCCGCGAAUCUCUCGACUUGUUUAGUGAGGUCUCCGCGCCGCCGGAGCGCGUCAUCAAGCUAUAUCCUGAGCUCAUCGCUGGUGACCUGGCGCCCAAACCGGACCUUGAAGCCUCAUCAACACCAAGUAGCCCAAAGAAAGGCCACAGGAAGACUGCCUCGGUCUUGAGCUCACAGUCGAAGGAUGACAAGACGGAUAAGGCAAGUAUUCGAAGCACGAAAACUGCAGAGGAGAGUGGUUGGAACGAGAAGGAAUUGAAGAUGGCUGUUCGAGAACUCCAAGCAUUUCUGGCCGAUGUGCGUCGUCGUUUACAGCGAUUCUUUGAUCCUGAUCAGACUGUCAAGAACCUCGACGAGGUCCAAGAGCUGUUCCAGUCCGAAGAUGUACGACGAAUGGUCGAGCAUCUUUUGGGAGUUUCUGAACUCGAUACCGUCAGCCUGGAAGAACAGCUACCAGCCCUGGCCCGACAAGUUGACACAACGUUAUUCAGAGCACAUAUGUUUGCAACACCGUCGCUUGCAGGCCCUCUGUUCCGCAUCGCGAAUUUCUGCGAUCCAGAAGUGGUCAUGGCCAGACUUGAAGAGACAGAGCGGUACAACGACGUGAUUGACUUUCUCUUUGGCAAGAAGUUGCACCGACAGGCGCUCGAAAGGCUGCAGAAGUUUGGCCAGGCAAAAGACACUGAGGAUAUGGACACGCAGUUGCAGGGCCCGGGUCGGACUGUGUCAUACCUGCAAGCACUCCCACCCGAGAUGCUCGAUCUGAUCCUCGACUUCUCGAAAUGGCCAAUGCAAGUCGACCCGAAUAUGGGCAUGCAGGUAUUUUUAGCCGACACUGAGAACGCCGAGAUGCUAGACAGGGCCAAAGUGCUUGCAUUUCUGAAGUCUAUUGACGAAGCUCUUGCUCGUCGGUAUCUCGAACAUGUCAUUGACGAGUGGAACGAUCUCACGCCGAGUCUGCACCAGGAACUGCUCAAUUUGUACCUCUCACGGUUAAAAGAAAACCCAAAAGACGAAGAGCUACUGGACAGGUUCCUGACAUUGCUCAAAACAUCCGCUCAGUACUCGCCAGCAAAGGUAUUGAACGCGCUACCCAAGGAUGACCCUACAUUCUACGAAGCAAGGGCGGUGCUCUUCAGCAAGAUGGGCAACCAUAAGCAGGCCUUGGAGAUUUAUGUCUUCAGGUUGGACGAUUCUGCAAAGGCAGAAGAGUAUUGCAAUCAAGUUCACCUCGAGAUGGUCAACGAAAUUGGUAAGCCCUCCACGAGGCGAGGCUCUACAACCGAUCCUACCGACGAGGAUCCAUCGAUAUACCACGUCCUCUUGAAUCUCUAUCUGAACCCCCCGAAAGGCGAGAAGGCUCAAUACGGUCCAGCUAUCGAGCUAAUGGCCAAGCACGGAGCUCGACUGCCCGCCAGCUCAACACUCGACCUGAUACCGUCCGAACUACUCGUCCGCGAGCUCGAGUUUUACUUCCGCGGUCGGAUGCGCAACGCCAACACCAUUAUGAAUGAGUCGAUGAUCGUAGCAGGACUUCGCAAGGUGGACGCCGUCCGCGUGCAAGCAGCAUUGCAGCUGGGCGAGGGCACUAAAUCGGGCGGUCGUUCGCGUAAGGUGCGGAUUGACGAAGAUCGUGUGUGCGGCGUCUGCCACAAACGCCUAGGUGGCAGCGUCAUCAGCGUCUUCCCAGACAACUCGGUGGUGCAUCUGGGUUGCGCCAACCGCAAGCAGAGUGUGGUCGUGUCCGCUUAA